Messenger RNA from Miscanthus lutarioriparius, 732 nucleotides. NCBI's taxonomy places the organism in Eukaryota, Viridiplantae, Streptophyta, Magnoliopsida, Poales, Poaceae. The record is from the annotation of a GenBank genome assembly.
AUGUGGCACAGGAUCAACAAUGGCGGAUUCCUUUCGGAUGACUUCCAUGGAUCGGAAUCUUCCAGAAAAUUUGGCGCUGCAGGUCAGGUUGGGGACGAAGGUGUUCACAACUUGGGCCAGGAUCCGCGCUUGGGCUGCUGGUGGGCCGGGGCCGGGAUGGUUUUGGAUACCAAAAGGAAGGCUUACACUGGAUCCCUAUCUAUUACCCUGCCCGUCCCACAGAUCGUCAUCGUUAUGCCUCUCGUAAAGUCAGCUCUGCCUCCAUUCCAAACCCUAACCAAAUCAUUUGCUCAAGCCACCAAGAUUGCGACCCGUCCUACGAGCAAACGCCGGCAAGAGGAGUGGAUGGAGGAAGACAACCUUCUUGGGGAGGAACAAGAUCUGCGUCGCCAGCUUCAGAGGGGCGGUGGCAGAGGUCCGGGAGCCGCUGAUGGAGGUGGAAGAGGAAGACGCCUGGAUCAUUACGGUGGUAGGGAUCAAUUCCAAGAGGGGCAUGAGCGUUUUGGGGCCAACAGGGCGUACAAUCCUGGGAGGAAUGACUUUGGGAGAAAUUAUCCCCAGCAAGGAGGCUGGAAUGAUACUCAUCAGGGGGCUCGGAACCACAACAACCAGGGCAAUUGGGCUCCAAAUCAUCAGCAGGCGGGCGGGAAUCGCCCUGAUCAUCGGCUCAAUGAUCCCUGGAGAAGGUGGAGCAGGCCCAUCGACAGGUAUGAAAUCUUUCAACCCUGCUGA